This is a messenger RNA of Acanthosepion pharaonis, 978 nucleotides long. NCBI's taxonomy places the organism in Eukaryota, Metazoa, Mollusca, Cephalopoda, Sepiida, Sepiidae. The record is from the annotation of a GenBank genome assembly.
AUGAAUGGCACAGUAUCAUCGACCAAGUACAGUAUUCAGACAGAGUCUUCAAGCAGUGAUGACCCAAACAUCAACCAUUGCCAUGGGCCUGUUAUUGCAAACAAUACAGCACAAACGAAACGUACACUUCUCUGGGCUAGUUUACUAUGCUUUUUAUUCAUGAUCUGUGAAAUUGUAGAGAUGCUUGGGGCCUUAUUUUCUGUGUUCUUCAUUUGGUUGGUAACUGGCUUCUUAGUGUACUUUGCUGUUGAACGUGUGAAGACCAACAAUUACGAGAUAAAUGCCACAGUCAUGCUGGCCACUUCUGCAGUUGGAGUAAUCAUUAAUGUAAUCAUUGGAUUUGUUCUUCAUAAAGGCCAUAAUCACAAUCAGUUGAGCCCAUCUGAUCAACAGACUGUAGAUGAAGAGCAAGCACUGAUCACUCAGCAAACAAGCUAUGGCUCUAUGGUUUCCACAAGACAGAAUCAAGCUCUUCCUGAGGUUAAAGUUCAGCAAAAGAAUAUUAAUAUCAAAGCAGCACUUAUCCAUGUUAUAGGUGACCUUUUGCAAAGUGUUGGUGUUUUAAUUGCUGCUUUUGUUAUUUAUUUUAAGCCACAAUAUAAAAUUGCUGACCCAAUUUGUACUUUCCUCUUUUCCUUCUUUGUGAUUCUGUCAACGGCUUCAAUUCUCAAGGAAAUUAUUAACGUUCUUAUGGAAGGUGUGCCUUCUAAUAUAAAAUUUUCCGAAGUAAAAGAAAAAUUAUUGACAGUGCCAAACGUCAGAGAUGUGCAUAACUUGCGACUUUGGUCACUUACAACGAGUAAAUUUGCUUUAGCAGUACAUUUGGCAAUUGAUAAGGAUUCCAAUGCAAUCCAAAUAAUAAAAGAUGCUUCUAAGGCAGUGACUGAAGAAUUUGGAUUGAUGGAAGUGACAGUUCAAGUUGAAGAAUAUGAAGACACUAUGGAAGAUUGCAAACAGUGCCAAGACCCAAAGGAUUAG